Eimeria maxima is the source of this 1803-nucleotide messenger RNA. Its product is annotated as la domain-containing protein, putative. The record is from RefSeq and is a predicted model, not a curated record. Gene Ontology annotation, molecular function: mRNA binding. Bases 1 to 1803 code for a protein of 600 amino acids. The transcript is spliced from 5 exons. NCBI's taxonomy places the organism in Eukaryota, Apicomplexa, Conoidasida, Eucoccidiorida, Eimeriidae. Gene Ontology annotation, cellular component: nucleus.
AUGGCUGUAGAAGAAGCAGCAGCUGCGCCUCCUCUGGCUGAAGGAGGAGGAGCAGCAGCAACAGCGGGAGAAAUGGCGGCAGCAGCACCGGAAGCCACAGCAGCCGGUGGAUCAUCUGAAAAUGCAGCAGCAGGAAAAGGCGAGGGAGCUGCUGCUGCUAACAAUAGCAACAAGCGCCCUGGCGGUGCCGUGUCUGAGGCAACCUCUGGAGAGGGUGCUGCUAAUGCGAAGAGAAGGAAGACAGGUCAAGAUGGCUAUAAGCAACCAAAGCAAAAGUCUAGGGAAGAAAUGACUAAAGAAGAGCUCCUUGCCGUCUUAAAGAGGCAAGUUGAGUACUACUUAUGCGAUGCUAACUUGGCAACGGACAGUUUCUUCCAUGAGAGAAUUCAAGAGGCAGAAAAGCAAGGGAAGGGAGUGUCUCUGCACAUGAACUCGGUAUUGAGCAGCCCACGAAUGAAGUCGCUGCAGGCAACAGCAGAAGAAGUUACUGCUGCACUUGCAGACAGCACCGAACUGACUGUUGUUACAGAUGAAGAUAAAAACAUUUGGAUUAAAAGGAGUAAACCUCUUCCUCCUCUUCGCAAAAAGGAAAAGAGAAACAACAAGAACAACGACGAUAGCGGGAUAGGCAGAGACCCCCAUGCUGUCGGAUCUCGCUGCUUUGCUUUACAUUUCCUCAUUAUUUGCAUGCAUAUGAACGCACGAAUGUCUGUCUGUGUUGCUUCGGCGUAUAUGCAUCUUUUUAUCUUGCGUAGCAAGUUAAACGCUGCAGUAGAGCUGCAAGCCAAUGUGCCUACUCUUGUAUAUUGGCAGCUUUUUUUCACCAUUCACUACAUGCAUUUCUGUUUCCUCUUUGACACCAUGCAGGUACAAGUGCGGUACGUUUCCCGCAUUAACUCUCAGCACCAGUGUACAGUUUGGUUGGGCUCUUUCAAGGGGGACAAAGAGCUCUUAAAGAACACUCUUCAGUUGCAAAUUGAGGGCAAGGAGGCAAUCCUCAGCCUCAUGACGCCAGGAGAGGUUCGAGCAGCAUGCAACUCCGAUUUGCCUCCUCGCGUUCGCUCAUCCAGGGAAAAGGAGUUACAGCAGUUUCGUCGCCAGCUUGCAGGUUUGCCGCUAACUUUAGGAGGCGCUUCUUUUAAUAGCGUAGAUCAUCUUAAUAAAUGCAUGCACGACUUGCUAGACAAGACGGAGGCCGGGAAGACUCUCAAGAAGGACUCCGUCGCAGAGAAAGCAGUGCUGGCUCUGCUAGAGUACCACCCCAAUGCCUUUGUUAAGAAAGGAGGCAGCGAUAAGCAGCCUGUGGGGAUACGAGUUGACCUACAUUCUAAAACUAACAAGGACGGGAGCCCCUCCAAGUGUUUCUUCGUGCUUCGGCAACACAAACAGACGCAGCAAGAAGAUGCAGAGGACUUCUCGUUGGCAAAGUGUAUGGCGGAGAUCUCACGGAAUCCACCGGUUAAGGAGGAGGCCUUCACCAACUUCAUGGAACAGCGCUACGAGUUGGCUGCUGCAGCAUUUGAUGCAGCGCAGCAGCAGAUGCAGAAGCGCAAGGCAGCAGCAGCAGCUGCUGCUGCAGCCACCGGUGACGGCGCCGGGCAGCAGCCUAACACAGCAGAAGGAGAGGAGGGCAGCAGCAGCAGCACGGCAGCAGGUGAUAACGAGAAGGAUAGUAAAAGCAACAAGAGUCCAAGUGUUGCAACAGAAGUAACUAAAGACGGAACCCCAUCCAGUGCAAAUAAAGCUAACGAAGAACCUCCCACUGCCUCCAGCAGCAGCACCGCUGGGAAGACGGACGCCUGA